This is a messenger RNA of Vollenhovia emeryi, 2953 nucleotides long. It is a transcript of the gene Dad, whose product is annotated as mothers against decapentaplegic homolog 6. Bases 186 to 1352 code for a protein of 388 amino acids. The transcript has 5 exons. Gene Ontology annotation, cellular component: heteromeric SMAD protein complex. Gene Ontology annotation, molecular function: I-SMAD binding; transcription regulator inhibitor activity. NCBI's taxonomy places the organism in Eukaryota, Metazoa, Arthropoda, Insecta, Hymenoptera, Formicidae. Gene Ontology annotation, biological process: anatomical structure morphogenesis; cell differentiation; regulation of transcription by RNA polymerase II. The record is from RefSeq and is a predicted model, not a curated record.
GUGGUGGCGGCGGCGGCAGUACGGUGGGCUACGGAGGGCGCAGCGCCGCGUCCAGCAGGCUGCAUCAGGGCUGCUGCUGCGGCGGCGGCGGCGACGCCAGCCAGGAUGACGACGAGCAGCAGGACCCCGGUCGGCUGCUGAGGUGCAAGGAGCUCCUCAAGACGCUCAAGGAGAACCAACUGGAGAUGCUGCUCAACGCGGUCGAGAGCUACGGCGCCGACCUGGGCUCGUGCGUUCUCGUGCCGCGCCAGCAACGCCCGGCCGAGGACUAUCCUUACGAUCAGCAGCAGCACCACGCCGGCCGGCCGCAUCGUCAUCACAAUCGUCACUUUAAUCAGCGCCGCUAUCGUCAGUAUCACCACCGCUCCAGCAGGCACCACCGCUCGUCCUCGGUCGAGGACGACCAGGAGAGCUGCUGCUCCGCGUCGGAGGACUCCUCGUCCGCGUCGCCGAUGAGAUCGGCGAGGAACGGCGGCGGCGGAGGCGACGGCGUCGUCGCGCCGGUGAGAGGCUCGCCGUGCGACCCGCACCUGCUCUGCUGCCAGAUCUGGCGGUGGCCGGAUCUCGAGCACUCCACGGAGCUCAAGAGACUACCUAUGUGUCAUUCCGCUAAAGAUCCCGUAUACAUAUGCUGCAACCCUUACCACUGGAGCCGGCUCAGCAGACACGAGUCGCCACCACCCCCGUAUUGCCUUAUCGCCGACAGACUGAGACCCGAAGAUCGCGCGCCCAGCGAAGGGGAUCAACGUCGGUGCAGAAACAGCACGCCCCUGCCACUUCCCGGCUCGCUUACCACCAACGGAGAAGGUGAUACGGGACAGAGGGAAUGGUGCACCCUGGCGUACUGGGAACUGGACGGUCGAGUCGGCCGUCUGUAUCCCGUGGAACCAUCGACGGUGAACGUCUUCGACUCCCUUCACGACGGCGACGGCCUCUGUCUGGCGACUCUGGCCGAGAAUCACAAUGCGACGUCCGCGGUCCAGCGUACGCGCAACAAAAUCGGUCUCGGAUUAACGCUCAGCCAAGAAGCGGACGGUGUAUGGGCGUACAAUCGGUCGGAGAACCCGAUCUUCGUCAACUCGCCCACCCUGGACGACCCGGAAUCGAGGACGCUGCUGGUUUACCGGGUGCCGCCGGGUUUCUGUCUCAACAUCUUCGACCGCGCCAAGAUCCUGCAGCUUCCAUACGGCGGCGGUGGCGGUGGCCGGGCCGCCGGCUUCACCGCCUCCGGCCCCGUCGACAUUAACUCCGUCCGCAUCAGCUUCGUCAAGGGCUGGGGACCCAAGUAUUCGCGGCAGGAAGUCACUUCCUGCCCGUGCUGGCUCGAGGUGCUCCUGGCGCCGUGCAGGUGAUCAUCCCCGAGGCUGACCGGGCCGAAAAAAGCAUCGUCAAGUCUCGUCCUCAACUCGCGCCUCUUGCUCCCCCCAUCGUCAUCGUUGUCGUCGUUGUUCUCGGGGAGGAUUGGUGAUAAUGUUACGGCGAGAGAGAAAGAGAGAGACCGUGGCCUUUAGCUCCGUCCUAGCGAGAGCUGUGUUAAUAAUAAAUAAAUAAAAAAAGAACACGUGUGCGUGCGCCGGGGGCGAUUCCCAGCGGCGCCGUGCCCGGGUCGCCCCGACACAACCCCAGCAGUCUUACCAAAGUACACACCGUCGAAGUAAUACGUUUUAGGAACAACGUCGCGUACCGUUUUCGUCGGUAGAACGAGAAACGGGAAUCGAGCGGAGAUCGUCCGCGAGCGUGUUCAUCGAGCGCGUACGAACGGAGAGAUUCACAUCGAGGCUCACACGAAUGGGACUUGAGAUCUUUACGAAGCGUGCGUUUGAGAUUCUCUCCCCCUCAUUUUUUUAAAUUUUAUUCUCUAAUCGUUCAGGCGUCGAUGCUAUUCUCGAGACUCGUGUGAGAAUUUCCGACGGAGGAAGCGGAGAGAGUCGGGGCUUCCGGUAGGUCUAGUCACUUGCGUUUAUGGUCUGCGCGCGCCGGCUCGCGAAUUCGCGCGCGUGGAUUCUGAAUUCAGCAUGGCAGGGAAAAUUCUUAGUCUCGUAAAGAUGAAGCAUGAAGCGAAAAGAGUAACAUCGACGAAACAGAGGAUAGACGUAGACAGAGAGUACCUUUCACGAUGGAUCUUUGAAAAGGAUUUUUUCGGGUAAUCGCGCUCUCGUUCUCGUGUCAGUCGUUCGGAAAAGUUCAAGGAACAGCGCGGAUUCAUCGGUAUGUAGUAACGGACAGGACAAUUCAAGGAAGCUAAAUGACCCGUAACGUAGCGCAGAAAGUAAUCGAACGUGCGGCUGUACCUCGACAAUUAUUCGGUAAGUUACAAACGGGCUUAUCGCAAACUUAUCCGCACGCUCGUUACACUUCGUAGAACUUAUAUUAUUGACGAGAAAGAGAGAAAAACUACUGUUCGACACGUAAACGUUAGUGUAUCUCUCUUUCGUAUAUUUUAACAAUCAUUGCAAAACGAAAUAAUGUAAAUAUUGACCGAACAAUUUUUACUCGUGAAUUUUUAUCAACUCAAAUUCUUAUAAUUCACCGUUUAUUUGAGAGUCAUGCCCGUACAGCAGCACAAGUUCUUUGGCGAGACCUACGUCGCGAGGGGACAGUACUGAAUCGAAUGGCCACGCGAUCGGGUCUAAGACGUGCCACGAGUCCCGGGUGUGCGAUCUCCGAUCGUCGUUCGGUGCUGUACAUACGUAUAGUACAUGUACAUACACUGUGCCUUCCCAGCUUCCCUCCUCGGUGCAGCGCGUACUCUCGGGAGACAAAAGUGCGCCGCGUGCCAAGCUCGUUUCGCACGAAAAAAAGAAAAAAAAAUUACGCCUCCUCCUCGACCGGAGCUUUGUACUACAGUAAUACGAUGUACUGUGAUAAGAGUUCGAAUCUUUUCUUUCUUCCUUUUUUUACGAUUGCGAAGCAAGCGAGACAACAGAGAGAGAGAGAGAGAGAGAGAGAGAGA